Messenger RNA from Nicrophorus vespilloides, 1920 nucleotides. Its product is annotated as serine/threonine-protein kinase 11-interacting protein-like. Lineage: Eukaryota; Metazoa; Arthropoda; Insecta; Coleoptera; Silphidae. The record is from RefSeq and is a predicted model, not a curated record. Gene Ontology annotation, molecular function: protein binding. The transcript has 4 exons. The coding region runs from base 262 to 1701 and encodes 479 amino acids. Gene Ontology annotation, cellular component: cytoplasm.
AUAAUCAGCUGAUGUGUAAACAAAGUGGAGCAAACACGUUAUCAUCAUCGUUAGGGCUAUUAUCUAUUAUUGUUAUUAUUUAUCUCAGGCCAAAAGCGCGAGCGAUAAGUGGGGUGGGGAGAGGAGAGGGAUUGGGUGAUUUCAGCCAAGAAAAUAAUAACAGCUGCCGUCAGUCCGUCCGUCCCUAGGAUGUCGAGAUCUAAGGAAUCAGAUGAGAAGUCGAACUGCAGUCGUACUCAAUUUGUAUUGUAGUGCUUAUCGAUGUCAGAUUACGGAGCAGAGGAGUCUUGGCGAGAAUCCUGCGACAGCAGUGACGUCAUGCAGAAGGAGCUGGAAGAUCUGGCGAAACUGUUGCGGGCAGACGGAACUCAUGUCCUUGAUGACACUUGCAAACUUUCGCUCUCCGCGUCACUACUCCGCAAAAUCAAUAACAGGUCGAACAUUCUGCAGCAGCAACAGCGACGCUGGCGUCGUGAGAUGCCCAGCGCCGAUUUCCUGUGCGAUUUCAUGCGACGCACCCGCGCCUUAAAGCUGUGCGAUGACGACUGUCACGGUUCAAACGACGAAGGCGAUGAGGAAUUCGUCGACCUGCGGCUCUUCGACAACUUGCGACUGCUCGAGUUACAUCGACUCAGUGUGUUGACCGUCAAGGGUCUGGAAGCGUUGCGGUCGCAGAUCGAGUACGUCAAGUGCGUGCGGAGCGUGAACGGCGGCGGUGUUGGUGGUGGAUUGCAGGAGAUGCUCGAAGGCUGCGGUGCUGACAAGGCCACUGGUUACGCUUGGCGCGCACUCCGCGGGGCUGUCUUCAGACACAACCGUUUGGUAAAACUGGACGGAAGCUUGCGACUCGCGCCCCACCUCGAAUCGCUGGACGUCAGCUACAAUCGCAUCGGCGACAACAUCGGACCGCUUAUUUGCCUGCCGAAAUUGAAGCACCUCAAUCUCGCCAACAACCGUAUCGCCUCUCUGAAGACGCUAAGACUUACCGUCGAUCUGCAAGUCCUCAUAUUACGGAACAACCUGAUCGACGACAUAGAGCAGCUCUCUGGACUCGACGGUCUCCGUGAGCUGGACCUCCGUUGCAACUGCCUCUGGGAUUUCGAUUCGCUCCUGCCACUCUCAAAAAUGCCGUCCUUGCGUCGUCUGUCUCUUCUCGGGAAUCCUCUCAGCUGCGAUCCCAACUACCGCUCGAAGACCUGCCGCUAUCUCAAUGUGAGCCGCAUACGCACUUUGUCAUCACCACCGCCUGACGAUGACGUCCUGCUGCUCGACGAUCUUCGUCUUAAUGAACAAGAGCUACAGAAUAUAGGCAGCUAUGUGCCAACGAUACCGUCCUCUUCAAGUCAAUCGCAAUGCGUUGAACAAGCAUUUGAUGAUGAUGAUGAUAUAACUGCGGAGGAACACGAGGAGAGUUCCGUUCUCGGUGGCGGCAGAUUGCGCGCGGCUCUUCUGCUCGAUCUGCAGAUUCAGAUGCAGGACAGCGGUUUCGUGGCCGAUCAGAGACCCGUGUCGCCCUCACAAAGUAUCGGAUCUGUCGGAUCAUUGAUGCUCGAGCACGAGCCACUGAUGCUUAGGACGAACCGAUAUUCCGGAAGCGACAUUGAAAUUUUAAGUAAUCCGAGCCAAAGCAGCAUAGAGGUUCUGCAGCAGCCUAUGGUGGCCAUCCCACCGAACCAUCUACAGAGACAACAUUUCUCGUGACUCGUCUUUCCUCUGCGCUUUUCCUUCCACCGGUGUUCAAAUCCUCUCACCAUAUAACGAAAACAACUUUCAACCACGUAACCGCUCUUGUGUCUACACCAUCUUUAUUUAUAUCAUUUACUUACUACGUGAGAAAGAAAGAGGACUGAACAGGCAAUAAUUAUCGAGCCAGCCUUAAUAUUGUACCUUGUCUAUUAUUAUACAUCAUGUUUACAAAAA